Messenger RNA from Acipenser ruthenus (sterlet), 2608 nucleotides. RefSeq names its product gap junction beta-4 protein-like. Gene Ontology annotation, cellular component: connexin complex. Gene Ontology annotation, biological process: cell communication. The record is from RefSeq and is a predicted model, not a curated record. The coding region runs from base 378 to 1178 and encodes 266 amino acids. The transcript is spliced from 3 exons. NCBI's taxonomy places the organism in Eukaryota, Metazoa, Chordata, Actinopteri, Acipenseriformes, Acipenseridae.
UCCAAACUUCACAUGCGAGUCCUGUGUGGUGCAGGGACGUGCAGACCACAGGUGGGGUUCAUGACAUUGAAACAUGAAACAGCAGAACGUGACACUGCUGUACCGUCCGGCCCCGAGCCGUCACACAGGCACAGGUAUCAGGUGACCGUGGCUUGCAGUGUGUCUGAAUGUGCAGCAGGUUUCUGCGCUGUCUCUAGGUAUGCGCAGUCAGUGCUUUGCCAUCCCGCCCAUGCAAAGGUGUGUGAGUGCUUUCUACUGCAUUCCUGUUUGUCUGCAUUCCAGAGAAGCUCUUUUUGUUCAUCGGAGACUGGCAAUCCAGCAGCUGUUUAACCUCGCUGCUCUUUAUUGAACUUGUCAGAUAGCAGCGCUGUGCCGUGAUGAACUGGACGGCGCUGGAAGGUCUGCUCAGCGGGGUCAACAAGUACUCCACGGUGUUCGGCCGCGUGUGGCUCUCGGUGGUCUUCGUCUUCCGAGUGCUGGUGUUCGUGGUGGCGGCGCAGAAGGUGUGGGGCGAUGAGUCCAAGGACUUCGUCUGCAACACGAAGCAGCCCGGCUGCACCAACGUCUGUUACGACAGCAUCUUCCCCAUCUCCCACGUGCGCCUCUGGGCCCUGCAGCUCAUCUUCGUCACCUGCCCCUCCUUGCUGGUGGUGGCUCACGUCAAGUACCGCGAGAUCAAGGAGCUGAAGUACGCCAAAGCCCACAAGGGCUCCCACUUCUACGCCAACCCUGGGAAGAAGCGUGGCGGGCUCUGGUGGACCUACUUCUUCAGCCUGGUCUUCAAGGCCGGCUUCGACGCAGCCUUCCUCUAUAUCCUCUUCUACAUCUACCACGGCUAUGACAUGCCUCGGCUCUCCAAGUGUGAGCUGGAGCCCUGCCCCAACGUGGUGGAUUGCUUCAUCUCCCGCCCCACCGAGAAGAAGAUCUUCACCAUCUUCAUGGUGGUCACCUCGGCACUGUGCAUCUUCAUGUGCGUCAUCGAGAUGCUCUACCUGGUAGGCAAGCGCUGCCAGAAGAUCAUGAGGAUGAGGAAGCAGAACGAGAGGUAUCUCAUCUCAGAGUCCAGCCAGCCUGGAUUCAUCCAGCUCUACCAGCCCGUUCCGCUCAACAACAGCAGCGCCAAGGAAGGCAAGAAGGUGGUGAAGGUGCCAGCGCAGGUCAACAAUUCCACCCUUUAAACUGGGACCGGUUUAAGUGUGCCACACGGUGCUUCCCAGUCCACUUCAUCUUGCACUGCAGGACCUGCUUCACCAAACUCAAGCAAACCUUCCGUCACCUUUUUAAAGUGCUGCUCAGCACACCUUUAACGCAGCUGAAACUGGAACGAUCUGGGUGGAAAUAUUUACAUAACCAGAAAAAUACGUUAGUGAUUUUUAUUUGAUUUUUGGAAGUUAUGGCUCCAUCCAGCACUUUUUAUUUGAAGGUGUUAGUCGUUGGGUUCUGUAUGAAGGAUCUAAACCGCGACAGGUCUUAAUGCCACCAGCCUAACAUUUCUAAACCCCAGUGCACUUUAUUCUGAUUGGAUGUUAAAAAAGUGGCUCAAUUGAAACUGGAUUUAAAUGGAAUUAAAAAGCACCUGUAUUACAGAUGUGCCACUGUUUGAUGUUUCAACGAAUGCACCAUUAUUUUGUGUUACUAUUAUUAUUUUUUAUUUUAUUCAUUGUAGUCACCUUUAGCUUUUUAGCUACCUAGUUUGUGGUUGAGGUUUCACAGUCUGGUAUUCAAAGGAUUCGGUUUUGCAUGCGAGGUGGGCUUGUCUUUACAAUACCAAACAUUGUGCCAAUGGCUGAAAAACAAAACACAAUAAUUCAGCAGGGUGCAUCUCAGGCGGAACUACUCUCAGCAGCCCUUCUGCCCCCUGGUGGAUGGUUUAUGCACCACACUGCUCUUUUGUUGGACUGUACUGAGUAGGCAUGCACAACGGAGAUAAGAGGCAGGGUUAGCCAUGGGCCUGGAGCCAGAGCAGAGCUGGCGCUGAGGAUGCUGGACCAGAGCAGAGCUGGCGCUGAGGAUGCUGGACCGGAGCAGAGCUGGCGCUGAGGAUGCUGAACCGGAGCAGAGCUGGCGCUGAGGAUUCUGGAGCCAGAGCAGAGCUGGCGCUGAGGAUGCUGGACCGGAGCAGAGCUGGCUCUGAGGAUUCUGGAGCCAAAGCAGAGCUGGCGCUGAGGAUGCUGGACCGGAGCGGAGCUGGUGCUGAGGAUGCUGGACCGGAGCAGAGCUGGCGCUGAGGAUGCUGAACCGGAGCGGAGCUGGCGCUGAGGAUGCUGGACCGGAGCGGAGCUGGUGCUGAGGAUGCUGAACCGGAGCAGAGCUGGCGCUGAGGAUGCUGGACCGGAGCAGAGCUGGCGCUGAGGAUGCUGAACCGGAGCAGAGCUGGCGCUGAGGAUGCUGGACCGGAGCAGAGCUGGCGCUGGGUCACUGGAGCGCUCUGGAGCUUGGAGCCGGGGCUGAGGUUCCGGGAGCACCUCCAUUAUUUCCUGCUUUUCACAUUUUAAGCAAACAGGGGUUACCCCAGUUCAGGAGGUCCGGCCCCGGGAGGGGGUUAUUACUCUGGACCGCCCCCUGCUGGUGGACAGGCACCUCCGGGAGGUCAAUAUGGAGCUGGAGC